Messenger RNA from Cuscuta europaea, 1121 nucleotides. The record is from the annotation of a GenBank genome assembly. NCBI's taxonomy places the organism in Eukaryota, Viridiplantae, Streptophyta, Magnoliopsida, Solanales, Convolvulaceae.
AACCAUUGUCUAAAUUUUCCAAAUAUGCCUGUAUUUUGAUUGAAGACAACGCUACAAAACCCCGUUUUAUUCCGACUCCAUCUGUCUCUAGAUGCUGGGUUACCACAAGAGUGAUUUGCCUUCCUUCCUGCAAGAUUGGUUGUGAAUUGUCCGAGUAGAAGACAGAUGGGAAAGGACAAGCCCCAUGGUGAUGACAAAGGGCUCUUUUCUCACAUGGCUGGAUAUGCCAUGGGACACUAUCCUCCAAAUGGAUACCCUCCACCAGCACCUGGCUAUCCUCCUCCAGCCCCAGGUGGUUAUUCUCAUAUGGGCUAUCAUCAUCCUCCAGCUGGCUAUCCUCCUCCACCCUCAUAUCCUCCGCCUGGUGCAUAUCCUCCGUCCGGUGGAUAUCCCCCAGCAGGUUAUCCUCCUGCUGGUUAUCCUGGUCAUUCAGCUCCACAUCAUCAUGGGCAGGGAUCUAGUGUUGGAGCAAUGAUAGCUGGAGGUGCUGCAGCUGCAGCUGCUACUUAUGGAGCCCACCAUCUCACCCACGGUCAUCAUCAUGGGUUUGGUCAUCACGGAAAGUUUAAGCAUGGAAAGUUCAAGCACGGGAAAUUCAAGCACAGUAAGUUUGGAAAGCGUUUCAAACACGGUCUGUUUGGAAAACAUAAGCUCUUCAAACGAUGGAAGUGAUUUGUGCAAGAAAAGUCAUUGUUUGAGAUCACAUGCUGUAUUUGCUUUAUUGUUUCUCUAUGCUCUUUGGUAGUUCUUACCUUCCAUGAGGUAUGAACCCAGUGCAAUUAAGUGUAAAUGCAGGGGCGGUUCCUUGCAGCUGUAAAAUUGACUUAUCAACUUGUUUUCAUGCUACAGAAGCAAUAAAAACAAUAGAGCCACCUUUUUCAUGCUUCUUCUAAGUUCUAACACUGCUAGUGUUGGCAUGUAAGGGAAGCAAUGGAAGUAGUGAGACUGGGAGUGGAUACUACUAUUUUCUUUGUCUGGGUUUGUAAAAAAACAGAAAUGUUACUGAAGGAAGUAUCUACCCAUUAUCUGGCUUGUACUUCCCCUUUUAAUCUCUUUUUUCAACUUUCCUUCCACUUUUUGGUUGUUAGAUAAUAAAUGGUUUGAAAGUUAUCUCUUGCACU